Molecule: messenger RNA, 11923 nt
Organism: Drosophila serrata
Lineage: Eukaryota; Metazoa; Arthropoda; Insecta; Diptera; Drosophilidae
Gene: Vps13D
Product: vacuolar protein sorting 13D
Biological process (GO): mitochondrion organization; protein retention in Golgi apparatus; protein targeting to vacuole
Source: RefSeq, a predicted model, not a curated record
AGCGUCGUUGGUAAAUAAACUCAAGCAUGUUACGAGACCUCAUAACAUGGGUGUUGAAUACAUAUCUUGGCAAAUAUCUGGAGAAUCUGAACUCGGCCCAACUUUCGGUGGCACUGCUGUCGGGCGAGGUCGAGCUCGAGAAUAUACCCAUACGUAAGGAUGCCCUCCGCUCGUUUAAUCUGCCGGUGGAAGUCACUGCCGGCAGCAUUCGCAAAAUCAAGCUGCAGAUCCCGGUCCGCCAGUUUCGGACCUCGCCCUGGUGUAUUUCAAUCGAGGGACUAUUCUGCAUCAUUUGCCCAAAGAACCUGGACAACUGGGACUAUGAAAAGGAGAAGCAGCAAGACCUGGAAUACAAGCUGGCCGUGCUGGACACGGCCGAGGCUGGCUGGCGUUCGGAGAAGGGCAAGCAAAUGGAGUCCUACUACUUUUCCUCAUACAACAACUGGCUUAAGUACGGCACCAACAUGGCCACCAACAUCAUCGACAACAUCGAACUCAAAAUAUCAGACGUUCACUUUCGGUUUGAGGACAUUGUGGACACUGGCAAGAGCAAGAUAUGCACGGGUAUCAGGAUAGGAUCCCUGACCGCCCAGAGCUGCGACUGUGAUUGGACCAAUGGGUCCUACAAGAUGAACAACAGCGAGAUGAACUACAAGCUGGUGGAGCUCAAGGAGCUCUCCGUGUACUGGGAUCUGCUUCACGAUGACAUCAAGUGUCAGUCGUACUCAAACCAGGAGAUCCUCGAGAAGAUGCACUCCACCUGCGAGCUGCGGCCACAUAACUUUAUUAUAAAGCCCAUUUGUGCAACAGCUCGAUGGAAGCGCGACAAGUGCCAACAGGUGAUACGUACCAAAGACAAGCCCAGGGUCUCAUGCGAGCUCCUGGUGCCCGAAGUAGUGAUAGACAUAUCCAAAGUCCAGCGAGUGCAAAUGUUAGAUAAGCUCUCGGAAGUUCGCCACGUGCGGGAGGUGCGGCAGUACAGGCUAAGGCGACCCAAUUGCAGCGUGGCGUUUAGUCCGAGCCAAUGGUGGCAAUAUGCCGUCGCCUGUCAUGGCUUUGACUUCAAACGCAAUGAGGAAAAGCGGUCCACGCUCAAGGAAAACCUUCGCUACAUGCUGCUCUACAAGACGAUCAUCCUAAAUCCUAAUGAGAAUCUGUCCAGCGACGACAAAGAGUUUAAAGCGUACAUCGAGAGCGACAGGAAGAUCUCAGACCUGACCAUUAUGAGGAGAAUAAGCUUUGAGAAGGUCUUCACCAAAGGCUUCUCUUUCGAGUCGCAGGACGUCAAGGGGAAAAAUAUGCUGUUCCAUUGGUUUCCAAACUGGAUGGGCUGGUAUGCCAACAGCCCUAGCACUCCUAAUGGUGAGCAAGAUGAGUCGCUGAAACACUUGGAAGAUGAUAUUUUGGUGGCUCUGGAAAACUCCCUUCAGAAUUCUUCAGAGCUCAAGAGCGAUGCUGUCUUCGGACACUUCUCCAUCAAACUGCUGAAGGGCCUGGUCAUCCUGCAGACGGAUGAGAAGCUAAGCGAUGAGCGGAGCAAGUCCAUGGAAAUGCAAUUUAAUAACUUUUCCGCUUACCUCCAAUUGAGCCCGCAAUUAACGUCCUACACGGUGGGCGUGUCAUUGCAUGAGAUCUAUUUGAUAGACAAAACCAGCCUGGAAACCAUGCACAAUUAUUUAAUUAAGCCGCAGACAGGGAAUGCCAACCAAAUAGCAAAGAGUGCCCCACUCGAGGAGGAUAUUCUGUUUCAGCUACAAUACGAAAAUUGUAACCACUUACGGUUUCAACUUAAUAUUAAAUCAAAGGGCUUAGAUCUUAUAUAUAACGAGGACGCGAUACAGUGGCUCUUGGAUUUUCUGGCCGACUCAAGCCCCGAGAUAUAUACGCCACGCGAUCGCGUCGAGAAGAAGACAGACUUUAUGAAGAAUUGGAAUCAAAUGUUCAGUGGCAAUGAGGUAAAUCGAAAGACUUGGAUGUUUGAAAUAGAAAUCUUUGCUCCCCGUAUAAUUUUCCUGGAAAACUACAAAGUUAGUAACUCAUUGAUGGUUUUGCUGGACUUUGGUAAGCUGGAAAUGAGGAAAAUGGAGGUUAAGCGAACGAUACCUGUGAUAGAAUCGGCUGUGACGGAUAAUAAUGCAAGCGAUGAUGAUGAAACCUACCUAACGCCGUGCUCAACGCCCCCGGCAUCGGAGAAAAGUGGCUCAGAGUCUCCGACACUGCUUGAAAAUUCCAAGCUAGAGGAGGGGUUUCUAAACAAGAAUGUUCAGCUGGAAUACGUUCUGCAUAAUAAGAUUUAUGAUAAGUAUCUUAUCAAUUUCACCAAUCUGCAAGUUCUGGUCUGCAAAUACGAGGAGAGAUGGCAGGCUUGCCUGAAAACCUCAUCGAAUUUUCACCUCAUUGAUAAGUUCAAUAUUAACUUAACCCUCGAGCAGAGGAACAUAUUCACCGUGGACCCAGAGUACCCUUCGUUCAUGCUAUUUGGCACCUGCCCCACGAUAUUGAUUCACGGCAACGAGGAGCUUAUCAACAAUUGCUGCAACAUCAUGAGACCCAUCAUAAAGGCCUCAAAGGAAAUGGAGAAUAUCUACAGAGGAGGCAAUACCAUAUACGCAAGCGAACGAAUCAAGAACCUGGCCGAGGAUGAUCGCAGUCGUGUGGUCAUUGAGUUCGUGAUGGACCAACUUGUGAUAGAAAUGCAGUCAACGGAUCGAAGUAUUGCUGAACUGCAAAUUAUUGGAGCACGAGCUGGUUUGACCAAAGAAUCAAACGAAACUAAUAUUUCGAUGUCAGUUCACGGACUACUCUUGGUGGAUGCCAUACAGUCCUUCGGUCCGGACUUUGAACUAUUGGUGGCCAGUCACCGGCAUGUCGGAAUGGAUAGUUUAUCUGGCAGCCUUAAGCAUAGUGCAGUUGUUUCGCCAACCUCACCUGGAUCACCAAAUUUUUUUGAUAGAGCUACUAGUCCGCACAUGAUUACAAAAGCAGUUCAAAAUAUUAAAAUGGGGGACAAGUCUGCAGAAUUCUGCGAGGAUGAGGACUCUCAGGCUCUUAUUUCUAUUGACAUUAAAAUUGUGCCGCCAAAUCAAAACAAUUCGGCACAACUACACACAACCAACAUUGCUUUCAAUAGCUUGGAUAUUAUAGCCAAUCAGGACACGAUUCUGGAAAUUUUAAACUUUGCAAAACGAACGUUUUUGACACAGAAUAUUUUCUCAAGUGAUACCGAAGAGCUCAGAAAACAAUCGCUGCUCGAAGAAGUACCGAAAGAAGACUUGGAUGAUGAUCAAGUUGAUCAGAAAACGCAUAAUGAGAUAUUUUUCGACUUCUUUCGCUUAAAUAUUCUAUUGUUGUAUACGAUCAAACGCGACAAAUUUAAUAUUGGCCGAAAAGUGGGAACGGUGACAUUAACGGAAGCCAAGAUCAAUGCAUCAUUUCAAUCGGAUCUGUCCAUUUUUGGCUCUCUCGGUGGAAUACAAGUGAUCGAUAUAACUCCAGAAGCCUUUUGCCACCCACGAAUUCUUUCUGUGGGCCGAGACACAAUCCUGAGGGCAUCCGACACCAACAAGCAAACGGUUCUGAGUCAACUUUCAAAUGAAAUCUACUCUAAUAAUUACAACGACGCGAAAAACGAUGAUGACAGCGAUGCAAUAAGCUUUCAAAGUCAUUGGAGUGACAAAACUACUUGCACUUUUCAAAUGCGAAUGGCCUCAGCUUCUUAUACUCAUUGUCCCAGGUUUUUGAGGGAUGUAAAUGCUUGUAUAACAUACUUUAAGAGGAGUUUGCGCGAAUUUGCUACCUCGAUAGGUAAUAAAGCCACCGAUAUGGCUAAGGAAUUUGUGCAACAAGUAAGAGCAGUCGAGCAAACAGGACCAGUUCAUCCACAGCGCAAUCGCCAGGAUAAUUGGCUUGAUAUAAUAAUAAGCAGUCCAAUAAUUAUUCUACCAAUUUCCAACACAAGUACAAAUGUUUUAAUAGCAAAUUUGGGUAAAAUUAGUUGCACAAAUGCCGUCUCUAAGCAGAGCGACUCGGACGACUAUAAUGAAUCGUAUACGAUAGAAAUCAAGAACACAUAUGUUUAUUCAUUGAAUAUUGACGAACGCGAUUACAGUUUUAAUGUUCAUCCAGCGAAAAAUAAGGAUGCAAUUCCCAUAUUGCAUGACACAGCAAUCACACUACCCAUUUAUGCGGGAUAUAGUGAAGAUAAUGGGCAGGAAAAGCAAUUAAAUAGUAUAACGAUAAAAGGAAGUAUGGUUGAGGCUUUGAAAGUAUCACUUAACCGAAAGCAAUACGAGUUACUCUUAGAGUGCAUUCAAUACGCAACGAACUUUUCCAAUGGAUUAACAAGCGAUCCUGAAGACCUUGAUCAAAAUGGAGAUAGUGAACCCACUUCUAGUAUCGAUGACGAGCACAUUAUCAGCACGAUUAUACAGUUCUCGGUGCCGGUAUUCCAAAUAAACCUGCAAAAUGAAUACCACAACGAUCUGAUCAAUUUGACAUUCAAAGACUUUAACGUAAAGCACAUCGCCAGGGGCCACGACAAGGAUGUGGAAGUAAUGCUAAAGUCGGUCUUAAUGGAAGAUCUGAAGUCGGAUUUUACUUCACCGUUUAGAAAUAUGGUUACUUCGAUAGACCUCGAAAAGAGUAGCAAGAAAAACGAACUGACCUCGUCCUCCUGUCCCGACCUACCGAGCUCCUUUAAUUCCUUGAUAUCGCGAUCUAGUUCCGUGCCUUCCUGCUUCUACGAUUAUAUGCAGCUGAAGAACUUUAGCGGCGAGAGGAAACCGUCAACGUUCUGCAGAAGCAGUAAAAAGGAGUUGGGGAAACAGCCCAAGGAAAGCCAAACCUUGGUGACCUAUAAAUCCCAUACAGGGCGGUCUGCUCAAGACAGUAAACUGGAAAAGUCAAGUUCGGUUCAAUUUAAUUGCUUGAACCUGGCCAUUUGUGUGGAGCGCUGGUAUACGAUAUUCGACUUUUUCGGCUUGGUUUCCGCCGAUAACUUAAAUCAAAGCUAUACAGAAGAGAAGAAACUGGAAGAGACGCAUAUUGACGCGCUCUGCAGCAGAUUGAAAGUGUCCAUCAGAAGUUUUAACUUUACCCUGAUACGGAACGAGUCCCUUCUCUCCAGAGUGAAUGUGUCCAAUGCUGUAUUUGUGAUUCUUCAGGAUCACAGAUCGAAGAUAGUUGAGGGCUGCCUGGGAUCUGUGUCUGUUUACGAUCUAACCAAGUACGGGAAUAUUUACAAGCAAAAGUUUUUAACAAGUGGAACAGAAGCGCUUAAUUUCGUUUAUAAAAAAAAACUGGUGGAUUUGGAGGCACUAAAAACCUUGGACACCGACUCAACGCUGCGAAUUAACAUGGCUGCAGUGCAUUAUAUUCACACUAAAAGAUUUUCCACUGAAUUGCAUGUAUUUGUUAAAGAUCUGCUGCAAUUGCAAACGCCUGUGAUAAGAAAGCUAAAGAAACAAAGUGGCAGUGAGCAAAAUAUGCGUCCAUCGAAAAUGAAGCUUGUAAUUCAAGCGGACUCCCCCGUUAUUGUUCUCCCUGCUUGCUACAACAGAAACGAGGUAAUAAUCGCUUACCUUGGACAGUUUUCCCUAAAGAACAGCUUCCACUUGGCCACCGAUGAGAGUAUUAUAAGCAAAAUGACUGCACCUCCCGAUCCAAAUGAAAUCUUAGACGUUAUGCGCAUCGAUCUGGUCAACAUAAACCUAUUCUCCGGCGAAAGGAGCUCGAUGAAGGUGAAGGGUGAGCAGGAGAAGAAUCGAAUAGUAAUUGCUGACAUGAACUUUCUGAGACUGGGUCAACCAUUCUUCAACGAAUCGUGCUUUCUACAUCUGCAACUAGAGCGAAAUCUGUCGGCGGAAGGCAACCGCGUGUGUCCAGAUAUAAGUGUUCAAGGAACCUUUUCAAAGCUGAAUGGCAUGGUUAAUAUUCAGCAAUACAAGUUAAUCCGGAGCUUUUUAAACAAUAAUAUUGGCGAGCAAACGGACGACAUUUACAUGAAUUACCACAACAAUAGCUGCACCUCCAUUGAGCGACUCUCGACCAUCAGUCUUAUUCAAAAGAAGAUCGAGGUGCCUUCCAGAACGAUUUCUAUUCUAAUUUCGAUUCGUAUCCUGCUUGAAGACGUGUCUCUGUUGCUGGCCCUGAACACGUCGCAGAGUGCUGUCAUAGAACCCCUUGCCUGCAUCCACUUCCUAAAGUCAACGCUGGAAAUAGACCUGUUUAGCGAUGGCUCACAGGACAUCGACUUGAUAUCUAGCAACAUACUGAUUGUUGACGAACGGAAGGUGGAGUCUGGGGCGGGCAAUGAGAACAUGUUCAAGAACAUCCUGGAACCAUCGAAGAAGGAGGCGAGAAUCGAGAACUCUGUGCAGGUGGAAAUCCACUGCCGUAAGAAGGCGAACUUCAGCAAGUACACGAUAAUGCUCAAUAACAUGCGAGUUUUUGCACUCAUCACCUUCCUCGAUCAGUUGAAGUCGUACCUCCAGGAGGAUUCACCUGCACCACCCACAGUGGUUAAUAGUCAAGUAUCGCAGAAGCAGCAGAUCGAGAAUACCGCUUCCACAGAGUAUGUGGUUAACAUAACCGAUUCCGAAAUAAUAUUGGCCGAGGAAUGCAGUCGCCUGGACUCGAAUGCUAUUAUUUUGAAGAGCACGACGGUUAUUUGUUAUAAACCAAACAGUAGUUUGGUGCCCCUAUCCCUGGACAUAAAUCACCUGGAAAUAUUCUCCUGCACUUUGGACGCCGAGGAGGAGAGCGCUCUGUCCAUAAUCGAUCCCUUUACAUUGAACAUAGAGCUGCGGAGCAAUUGCCUCAACAUUCUCAUUCAAAAACCACUGAAUAUUCGUCUGUCAUAUGUGGAUGUCAAGCUGUUCUCGCGAAUGGUGCGGCUGUUGCCGACGCAGACAUCGCGGUCGAAGAAUGUCAUAUCGAAGGCCGACUCGGACCUGGAAAAGGUGGCCCCCCUGGUGGCGAUGGGCUUCGAGCUGUCCGACUGCCUAUACGCUAUGCAGGUCAACAGUUGGCGGAUUAACGAUGCGGCUCUUUGGCUAUCGCAGCAGAAGCAGACCACCUAUCGAAAUCCCGCCCUGGAAAUGAAGACCGCUGUGGUGGACGCCAAUCUCAUAUCGGUGUUCAUCAUUGACGAUUGCAUGGACGCUGAUGUGCCGCUGCUGGAGGUUUCGCUCUCGAAGUUCCUUUUAAACUACACGUUUAAGACCAAGGAUCCCAAUCCCAAGGAGUCGAAUGUCCAGCACUUUAGCCUAGGCAACAUAGACACGGAGGCCGCUGUCAACUAUUACAAUCGUCGGCUUAGCGGCUGGGAGCCAGUGGCUGAGACAUGGGAGUCGAACGUGAAAUGGAAGUAUACCAAGGGUCACCUGAACGAGAACAAGAAGCGCUUCGAAAUUGGAGUGUCCAGCAAACAAAUGCUUAAGCUGAAUGUCACCUCCACCUUUAUUGAACUCUUUCACAUGGUUCUGAAGAAUUGGACAAACGAUUUCAAUGAUAACGGAGCCAAGAACUUCAGGCAACGUUCUCCAUUCAUUCCCUUCGCCCUGCAAAACCUCACAGGAACACCACUGCUCUUCAAGCCGAUUUAUGCUCCCCUUGGGGACUUAACCUGUUCGGAUCUGCAGCAGUUCGAGCUGAUCAAGAACUGGAAUUCAGUGCAGCCCAACGAGACGAAGACAUUCGACUUUAGCCAAAAGAGUAAGCUGCGGCACGUCCACUCCCACCAAUUGAAUUUGCAUCAGAUUUUCGUGCAAAUCCACGGUUGGACUCUGAUAGGACCGAUUUCCAUAGACAAGGUGGGCAUGUUCUUCCGCACCACCAAUCUGGACACACAGUAUUCCACGAAGAGUAGGAUAGUCUUUGACAUAUCCCUGAUUGGAUCAGCUCAGAAGCUGAUCAAGGUUAAGUCCUCGCUGUUCAUAGCCAACAAGUUGGAUCGGAAUGUAUUCCUCAAGAUGUCGCUGAAGAGCACGCAGAGUGACGGACUAACGGCCAUCAGUGUAGUGAAGGCCAACGAUGAGCUAUCCCUACCGCUGAAAUUCAUCGAUGCCUCGUUGCAUGUGGCGCACAGUACGCAUAGUGAGAGCGAGUCCUACGAGGAGACGGGCUUCAGCAACGAGGAACUCUUGUGGAAGCUCUGCGGCAAGGACAACACCCGGCAGUUGCUCGUGAGCUACGAUCAAAACAAGAGUAUAUUGUACACACUGGUCAAUAUUAGCAGAAUUAUAUACCACGUGAAGGAGCAGACGUUGCCGGGCCAUCUUAUCACCUUGUUGCCUCCCCUGAAGAUCAACAAUAUGCUCUGCUGCGACUUGAUGUUUAAGAUUCAUGAGCAUGCCACCGGCAGGAUAAACUCAUCGGAGAGUGCCAACAUCUACAAUGUGAACAUCUAUCAGCCUCUGAACCUGAGCAUCACGCUGGACAACUUUCAACUCUCUGGACAACUUAAAGUGCCCAUGAGUCACACGGGUGUGGUGGAAACAAAACUGAAGUUGUUUGACAUCAAGAAGCGGGAGCUGCACCUUCGCAUCUCCAUUCAAUUUGUCAAGGGCAAAGGUAUGGAGAUUUACAUCAGUGCUCCGGUUUGGAUCAUCAACAAGACGGGACUUCCGCUGAUUUACAAGCAAGAGGGAACUAGUAACACGGCGGCAGGACAGUUUGAGGAGCACGAAACAGCUCGACAAGUGGCGCCAUUAAUGUUCUCGUUUUCCGACCAGGAAGGAUCGCCGGCGUUAGAGUUGCGACUAGGGAAAGCCUUCGGCUUGAAUAACACGUGGUGCAAAAGUUUCAGUACGCACAAGGACCUAACUCACCGGGAACUGCGAGCUGAGAACACCAAGGGUAGCUAUGCGAUCGGGAUCAGUGUGAGGCGUGGACGGGGUCUGUAUGCCAGCACCACUUUUGUGACGCUCUCUCCCAGAUUCCAUUUGCACAACCGAAGUGGUUACCGACUGGAGUUUAUGCAACUGUGUGACAUUGUCAACUAUGAUCGCCCGGACCCGCGUAAGAUCAUUUCAGCGCCGAUCGAUUGCAACUUUGCCUUUCAUUGGCCAAACUGGGAUCAGGAGCAGUUUAUUUGCGUACGCAUUCCGGAUGUAGAGUGUUGCUGCUGGUCGAAGGGAAUUCCCAUUAAUGAUGAUGUACAAAGUUUGUACAUCAAUGUGCGAAACGAGUGGGGAGAAAUGUUCUUUCUGCGACUGGAAAUCAUCUCCAAGGAUGCAACAUUUAUCCUGCUGUUUACCGACGCUCGGACACUACCGCCACCGAUUCGAAUUGAUAAUUGCUCAGAGGUAGUCAUCAAUUUCUCGCAGCUGCGUUCCAAGCCAGUUUGGAGUACGCCAGUUCGUCCGCAAUCAUCCUUGUCGUACGUCUUGGACGAUCCCUUGGGAUUGCAGGCCCUUCUUAUGGAGGCACCUGGUGGCAACAUGAUCGAAUUUCCCAUCAAUAACGUGAACAACAUAAAGAAGACGCUGACGUACACCAACUUCAUUUACAUAGCAUUUCACGGGACAUUUGAGCGAUCGACCAGUGAGGAGGAAAACAGCCCGCACAGACAUUUGGUGUUGGGAGUUCGCGGCCGUAAAGUUGUGAUUAUGGAAAAGAACUCGGGGGAUCGUUCUCAGCUAUGGCUCAUGAACUCAAACGGUCAGCUUGAGCACGAGGGAUCCACACCACCGAUACAAUCAAAUGAUGCCAAUGCAGUGCGUUUGGUACUAGACCUGGAGAAGCCCCCAAAUCCCAUGGAGUUUACAACAUUAGUUGUUCGAACACCCAAUAAGCAAAGGGUUACCACUCAGACAUGGAGGUUUGAAAACGGCCGGCUAAUGUGUCAUGCCAACAUGUGCGUUCAGUCCCGGUAUGAGACUGGCUUGAGACCCAACUGUGAAGCAUAUGUGGGCCGGACAGAGUGUAAUUCAACCAAUCAACAAUCUAUACCGAUUGGCCAGCACAUUGUAGCUCAAAAGCUGAGGCCAGGCUCCGGUCAAUUGGAACUGUCGACGAGAAUGGAUGGCCCCAUUUCUACAAUAGAAAUAUGUGAUAUUAAAAUUAAACAAAAUUCAGUAUUCCUCACUCCCGAUUUACUCUGGAUGCACGCCUCCCUCAACAAUAGACAAAUUACGGAUAAGGGAAAGAUAUCGAUCAUGCACGAAUAUCUGAUCAAUGUUGAACUCGUGAAAGGCAUAGGCAUUUCCAUAAUAACCCGAAAGCCUUGCGAGGAAAUCAUGUUUAUCAGCCUCGAUCACAUACACUGCGAUAUAUCACAAGGUGCAUUGGAGAAUUCCUUGGAUUUGAAUAUCUCCUACAUCCAAAUCGAUAACCAGUUGCUGGACGCUGUCAGUCAAGUAGCCUUGCAUACGCAAACCUCAUCCUCGGAUCACGAUCAACACAAAAACGCUGUUGUUCUCAAGCUGAAAAUGUUGCCGUGCCCCAAUAAGAACGCCAUCAUUUUCAAGUACUUAACCCUGGACUUAAAGCCAUGCACCGCAAACUUAGAUGAGAAGCUCAUACUGAAAGUGGCUUCGUUUCUGGGCUAUGGAAAAAUCAACAGGCAGAAUCUUAGUGUGCAAUAUCAAUUUGAAAACUUUGAGGACAAGCAGCCAAUUCUGCAGGAUAUGAAGAGAUACUACUUUGAAAAUUUAAGUAUUGGAGCUACGCAGGUACGACUUUCCGCCUUCACUUCCUCCAAGUUACCCGUUGAGCUGCAUGAAACGAAAAAAACCCUCGGACUCACUCUUAUUAAAUUCGAAGACGCCCUCAUUGAGUUGGAUAGAUAUUCGGAUAGGUUACAUUUCGAAACAUUGGACGUAUAUCUGAAGGAAAUGAAAAAGCACUACAUUAAUCAAGUCAAGUGGCAUGCGGCUGCGAUAUUGGGAAGUGUGGAUUUUCUGGGAAAUCCUCUCGGUUUCGCCAACGAUCUUUCCGAGGGCGUAUCUGGACUGAUUUUCGAGGGAUCCGUCAAGAGCCUAGUGAAGAACGUGACGCAUGGCAUAUCCAAUUCCACAGCAAAGCUCACGGAAACCCUAUCGGAUAGCCUGGGAAAAGUGGUGCUAAAUGACCACGACAAUGAGACCCGGCAACGGAUACUGGAACUGCAGUCUAACACGUCCGGCGGACACCUGGCAGCGGGUCUGAAGGGUCUCGGAUUUGGAUUGCUGGGCGGCGUAACGAGUAUUGUGAGGCACACCUACGAUGGAGCUUACGAUGGUGGCGUUCCUGGCUUCCUUAGUGGCCUGGGCAAGGGAUUGGUUGGCACAGUGACGAAACCGAUAAUAGGAGUGCUCGACUUGGCCUCAGAAACGGCCAGUGCGGUAAGAGAAACGAGUCGAGAUACUCAGAAAAACACUCCGGAUCGAAAGAGACUGCCCAGAUGUGUGACCGGUGCUCCUGGCGGGCUUCUACCCUUGUAUUCCAACCGGCAAAGCAAAGGACAACAGUAUCUAUACCUUAUCAAUCACAAGAACUUUUCGGAAAAGAUUAUAUCCUACGAGGCGAAUCUGUGGAGUGAUAAGGAGGCGAGACUGCGGCUGUUAGUUUCCACCGAAUUUGUACGAAUUUUUUCAUUAGUCGACGGCAACCCAACCAUUAUGCUUGAGUGUCAUCUCUGCGAGAUACUCUCGUGCCAUCCUCUGGUCACGAACGUGGGCACAACGCCAUCGACGAGCAGUAGGGCGACGUCGGCCGCGUGCCACUACAUCGAGAUAUCUACAAAUCUACCGAAAAUAACGAGACCAAGGAUACGAUGUCGGUCGGAAGAAUGCGCUGAGGCGGCAUCGAGAUGUAUAAACUACGCUAAAAGUGUCUUUGAUGAACGUGAACAUGCCGUUUUAUAAAAUGCAAUAAUCCGGUUCGUGAUAAUACAAAUAAACCUUUUUGACAAAAAAAACUUUUAACAAUUUAUUUUCUUUGG